UGUAAAUAUAUAAUUGAACUUUUUUUACUGGCCACACUGUGUCAUGAUUACCAAUUUGUUUCAACUUCAUGAGUAUGAUUUGUAUUUGCUACGAUGUCAGUUUUGGAAACUAUGUCCAACGUAAAAAACAUUCCGAAUAAGUUAACCAAGUGGGAUCUGUCAGAAGAUUCCGUGGCGCCGUUAACAGAUCUUCAAAGAGAAUGUUUAUUAAAUUUAGAAGAAGAAUUGUUCUCUGAUAAUACGUUUGAGGAUAAAACACUUGAUGACACUGCAUCCAGGACUGAAGAAAAUGAAAAACCAGUGCAUAUAGAACGAUAUCAAGAUCUAUUAGAAUAUUAUGCCACUUUAGAAAAGAAAUGUAUGGACAGGAAGGAUAUGAAGUAUAUAUUAUAUCUUAAUGAACUUGAAGCUAGAAGAUCUGAAUGUCAUGAACUUUGUCUUCAAAUAGAAGAAGCAUUAGAAGAUUUUACAAUGCUGUAUAAACAAUACUCUGAGGUUUCAGAUAAAACUACAUCUCUUUACGAUGCUAGUGAACAGCUGGAUUCUGAUCAAAGAAGAUUAAAUUCUAUUAUAGAGAACAUCACAGAAUAUGUAAAGUAUUUUAAAGAUGUGGACAUGAUGAUGGAAAAAUUAGAAGCACCUACAUUGUGUGUAAAUAGUGAAAUGUUCUUUAAUAUAUUAGAUAAAAUUGAUAGAAAUAUAGAUUUCUUGCAGAAUAACCCUUCGUUUAAAGAAAGUAAUACCUAUUUAAUUAAAUAUAAACAUUGCCAAUCUAAGGCAAUAUCUAUGAUGCAAAAUUAUAUUUUUAACUUAUUUAGCAAAACUACAGAGAGUAUUUUAAAUUUAAAAGACAGUGACAGUUCCCAAGAUAAUGCAGAUGCAGCAUUGGCUCUUUUUUAUGGAAGAUUUCAAACUAUUUUAUCAAAAGUAAAAUCAGUCAUAGAACAGAUUGAAUCAAGAUCAUACAAACGACAAGAGUAUGACAGUCUAUUAUCUGAGUGCCAUCAAUAUUAUUGGAGUCAAAGAGGAUUAGUGCUAGGCAGCAGUGUACAAAAGUCUCUAAUGUCAGUAAAGGAGAAGUAUAAUGGUGAUCACUGUAGUUUAGUUAGAAAUUCAUGUGCAUUAUUGCUACAUGCAUCAAUGGAUGAAUAUAAAUUAUUUUAUGAAUUCUUUUCGAAGCCAUCCAAUGGAUUAACUACAUAUUUGGAAAGCUUAUGUACUUCUUUAUACGAUACAUUAAGGCCAUUUAUCAUUCAUAUUAAUCACUUAGAAACAUUAGCAGAAAUUUGUUGCAUCUUAAGAAUUGAAAUGCUGGAUGAACAUGUGCAAAAUAAUUUUGAACCCUUAGAAGGAUUUGGAAAUAUUUGUCUACAACUAUUGCAUGAUGUACAAGAAAGACUUGUAUUUCGUGCACAUCUAUAUCUACAGUCUGAUGUAUUAAAUUACAAUCCAUCACCAGGUGAUUUGGCAUAUCCAGAUAAAUUAAAAAUGAUGGAAGAUAUAGCAGAAUCUCUAAGAGAAGAGACUAGACAAACAAAAAUGAAAAGGAUAUCUGUACCAUUUAAUGGAGAUAGUAGUACAGAAUCUGUUUCCAGAAAUCACAUUGAAAUAGAUUCUAUUUAUCAGAAAACACAUAUGGGUAAUUCACCUGCAGACCUACAUGGAAUGUGGUAUCCUACUGUACGAAGAACAUUAGUUUGUUUAUCAAGAUUAUAUCGUUGUGUAGACAGAUCUGUUUUUCAAUCUCUGAGCCAGGAAGCAAUAUCUUAUUGCGUACAAAGCAUUGAAAAUGCAAGACAAGAAAUUGAAAAUAGAGCAUCAUCUUUGGAUGCAGAACUCUUUCAAAUAAAGCAUUUGUUGAUACUAAGAGAACAGAUUGCACCAUUUCAAGUAGAUUUUACUAUAAAGGAAUAUAGUUUGGACUUUUCUAAAGUUAAGACAGCUGCAUUUGGUUUAUUAGAAAAAAGUUCAAGAUUUUUCACUUUGUCAAAUAAUGCAUUAUUGGAAUUUUUAUUAGAGGGUGCACCACAAAUGAAGGAACAAUUAAUAGAUUCAAGGAAACAUGUAGAUAAUAAACUAAAAUAUGCUUGUCACUGUCUUAUACAGCAUGCAACAUAUUUACUGAUACAUCCAAUUUUAAAGUUGCUAGAAAAAGAAAAAGCACAUGUUAACACUGGUAACACAGACACAUCUCAGGAGCAUGCUCUUGGGAGUGCACAAGAUGUUGCUGCAGUAAUCAGUGAAGUAUUACGGAUAAUUAAGUUUAAAUGUCCCGAAAUCCAACAGCUAAUGCAGUUAUAUCUUUCUAAUAAAGAAACUGAGUUUAUUCUAUUUAGACCAGUCAAAAAUAAUGUGUGUGCUGCAUUUACACAAAUAUAUCAACUACUAAGUAAAUAUUAUAGUUCAGAGGAACUUCAAUUAAUUGCUUGCCCAUUACCAGAACAAAUUUCCGUUAUGUUGAGUUCAUCUAGUCUUGUACACGGGAAAAGUACACAGACUACUACGAAAAAAACAUAACCAAAAGAAACUUUUUAUACUUAGAUACUGUCUGUCAAUAUUAUCUUUAAAUUAUAACGAAAUUAUUCAUUUUUGUUAAAUAUUUGUUUUCAUUUAAAUAAAUUUUAAUAUAUAAAAGUUGUUUUAUAUAUUCGAAUAAAUUAUGUAGAAUGUACAUAGAAGCAUCCGAAUGAAACUAUAAACUUACACGAAAUCGUCAUUCUUCAUUUAAAAAGUAAUAUAUCAUAGUCAAAUUCUUUGUAAUGUACUACAACAAAGUGCAAUUAUUGUAUUAAUAAUAUGUAA
Molecule: messenger RNA, 2802 nt
Organism: Megachile rotundata (alfalfa leafcutting bee)
Lineage: Eukaryota; Metazoa; Arthropoda; Insecta; Hymenoptera; Megachilidae
Gene: Cog3
Product: conserved oligomeric Golgi complex subunit 3
Biological process (GO): intra-Golgi vesicle-mediated transport; intracellular protein transport; Golgi organization
Cellular component (GO): membrane; cis-Golgi network; COG complex
Source: RefSeq, a predicted model, not a curated record